AUGUUUACAAAGUGUUUACAGAGAUACUUCACAUGGGGACAGUGUUUAGGUGGUCUGGAGACCAUCCAAAGUAUGAAAAUUGGGGCAGAGCUUGGGUAUAAAGUAGAUAUAACCCAGAAGGUGACAAGCCAAAAAGUGUUCUAUAGGGUGCAUGCAGAAGAUGUUGUGAAGGAGGCCUUAGAUGAUAUGUGUAUUGCACACUUAGUUGCUACCAUUCCAUCAAAUAGAAGAGUUGUACUGUAUUUCCAUGAUCCAACUGACCAGAACACACUUGGCAGUCAAAAAGAAGUGGAAGAUGAAGAGUUAAAGGACAGUGAUUAUGAAUACACUGAUGAUGAGAUGCCAAACAUUGAUCCUAGAAUGACAGCAAAAAAAAGAGCAAAUGUUCCACCAAAUGUUGGUGAAGAGGAACCAACUAUUGAUCCUCAAAUGGUGCCUCCUAAUGAAGGUAUAGGGGCUAUCUCAAAUGAUGGUGAAGACACUGAUGCACUCCCUUCUGAAGGUGAAAGUUCCGAGGAUGGCCAAGGAAAUGGAGAAAACUCUAAAAAGUCAAAGAAGAGAAAGAAGAUAAAGAAGAUAAAAUUACCAAACUGUAAACAAUUUAGAAGAGAAACUGACCUCAGAAAUCCUCAGUUUAGGAUAGGAAUGUAG
Messenger RNA from Prunus armeniaca (apricot), 651 nucleotides. NCBI's taxonomy places the organism in Eukaryota, Viridiplantae, Streptophyta, Magnoliopsida, Rosales, Rosaceae. The record is from the annotation of a GenBank genome assembly.